Helianthus annuus (common sunflower) is the source of this 1137-nucleotide messenger RNA. Its product is annotated as transcription factor ILR3. The record is from RefSeq and is a predicted model, not a curated record. Gene Ontology annotation, molecular function: DNA-binding transcription factor activity; protein dimerization activity. Bases 242 to 964 code for a protein of 240 amino acids. NCBI's taxonomy places the organism in Eukaryota, Viridiplantae, Streptophyta, Magnoliopsida, Asterales, Asteraceae. Gene Ontology annotation, biological process: intracellular iron ion homeostasis; regulation of DNA-templated transcription. The transcript is spliced from 5 exons.
AUGAUUGGGCUGGUCUGGUCACAACCCUCAAAAUCACACGUCAACUCACAAGUGUGCUCGGUGACGAUGAGCCACUCGCCGUAGUGGACGAAUAAUAAUAAUAAUAUUAUCAUCACCGAAUUAUUCCCUUUAAUCCUCUCUCUAUCUUCACCCAACAACAAAUCCUCCACUUGUAUUAUUAUUAUUUCACCGGAAACACACACACACACACACACACACACCAAUUGUUUAUGUUCCGGCAAUGGUUUCGCCUGAGAACAACACCAAUUGGAUCUAUGAGUACGGUUUAAUUGAAGAUAUUGCGAUAACUGAUACUAAUAGCUUCACCGUUCCGGUUUCUGGAUUCACCUGGCCGGUUCAAACAGCUUUCAACGGUUCAUCAUCUAACCCUAGUGCUGACGGGUCAAUCGUGGAUUCGGAUGGACAUAAUGAAUCUAGGUCAAAGAAACGGGGAAGGGCUGAAUCUUGCAGUGGUACAAGUAGCAAAGCAUGUCGAGAGAAAUUGAGGAGGGAUAAGCUAAACGACAAGUUUGUUGAACUGGCAUCAAUUCUUGAUCCGGGAAGGCCCCCUAAAAUCGAUAAAGCUGCUAUUUUGGUUGAUGCUGUCCGCGUAGUGACCCAAUUACGAAAAGAAGCCCAGAAGCUGAAAGACUCUAGUUCAGAUCUUCAGGAGAAGAUUAAGGAGCUGAAGGCUGAGAAAAACGAACUUCGUGACGAGAAACAAAGACUGAAGAUGGAGAAAGAGAAGCUUGAGCAGCAAGUAAACUCUAUGAACCCACAACCUACUUUCAUGGCUCCUCCACCCGCAAUGCCUGCCGCUUAUGCUGCUGCCGCUGGUCACGUUGGAAAUAAGUUGGUUCCAGUCAUCAGUUACCCAGGAAUGGGAAUGGCCAUGUGGCAGUUCAUGCCCCCUGCUGCGGUCGACACCUCACAGGAUCACGUGCUCCAUCCGCCAGUCGCUUAAUUCAGUGAUCGCUGGAUGUGCAAUCGGUUUGUCAUUAAUCUUAUAAUCUAUGACUGUUAGGUUUGUGUUUGUGUAAGUGUAACUAUGCUCAAAUUUGGAAUUGUACUCUUCAUGUUAUACUUUUGGCAUGUAUAUGAAGUUAAACCAACUGUUAAUGUGUGUGAUUUUUGUUA